Messenger RNA from Pogoniulus pusillus (Red-fronted tinkerbird), 1385 nucleotides. It is a transcript of the gene CMTM7, whose product is annotated as CKLF like MARVEL transmembrane domain containing 7. Gene Ontology annotation, cellular component: membrane. The transcript is spliced from 5 exons. NCBI's taxonomy places the organism in Eukaryota, Metazoa, Chordata, Aves, Piciformes, Lybiidae. Bases 45 to 575 code for a protein of 176 amino acids. The record is from RefSeq and is a predicted model, not a curated record.
CCUCUGCCGCGGCGGCGGCGGCGCGGGGAGUGCGGGCAGGAGCCAUGUCGCACGGGGCGCGAGUGAUCCGCACGGGGGUGAGCAGCGCAGGGCCUGCGGGACCGCCGGCCCACACCGCCGCCUCCCCCGCGGCGGACUCGGACGCGCGGCUGGUGGACGGUUCUUAUUUCCGCUCCUGCGGCGGCAUGCUGAAGGUGGCCCAGAUGAUCUCACUGCUGAUUGGAUUCAUCUGUAUCAACAGUUCUGCAUGGACAGAUUACAGUGCAUAUAGCUACUUCCAGAUUGUCACCAUGUGUGACUUGGUUAUGAUUUUAUUCUUCUACAUCAUCCACACCUUCAGAAUCUACAGGAAGCUCACUUGCGUUAGCUGGCCACUUGCGGAGUUUCUUCACUAUUUAAUUGGUACAGUUCUGCUCCUCAUUGCUUCGAUCGUGGCAGCGUCCAGGAGCUACAACUUCAGCGGGCUCGUGGCCGGAGCGACCUUUGGGUUCCUAGCUACAAUCCUUUGCAUUUUAAGCAUAUGGUCAUCCUACAAGGUUUCCUGUGUCACGCAGUCAACAAGUGCAUCUGUGUGACUCCUUAGUCUCUGCAAGACACCUGCCUCCCCAGACAGGAUGCCAAAGAGGAGAGGCUGCUGCUGAGGAGAGAGCAUGGGUAUUUUGUGACAGCCUCAACAGCUGGUGGCUUUUGAAGACCUGCUCCAAUGCCUAUGCAAAACAAUGCUCUGAGCCAAAGCUUCUUCGCUCCUCCCCCCUCCCCGCGCCCCCAGGAGAAGUUUUUUAAGGGAGAAUUUGCUUCUUAUGAGCUUUCCAGACAAAGACAACUUCUGUCUCAGCCUGGGCUGUGCUAGUUCCCAGCUAUUUGCUGUAAGGGCGUUUAAAGCUAACCUGAAGAGUCCUUUAGUUCUCCUUUCAGAGGUGGAAAAAUUGCUCCUGACUUCCUCGAUCUGUUUGUAGGAAGGAAACCUGCGAAUUCCUGCCUGAUGUUUCACUGAAGGGAAGAACUGCUGCAAGCUGCUCUGUGCCUGGAAAAGCUGACUCAAGUCCUUUUUUUAGCUCCUUCUAUCAGAACUGUGGACGUUUUCUAAGAUGGGCUCAACUGGGCACCCAGAGUUACGAACUGCAGCUUGGAAGGCUCUCUGCAGACACUGCCUCCUAGCCCCAGCAGGACACGGUGGGGUUAGAUUUCAUUCUCUGUGCAUUCCCACGGGGUUCUAACAACCAAAGACUGCUCCAACGCACUUCCCCCUGCCACAGAGAGUAAAGACACACCCGAGAACGUGUGUGUAAUGCUUUGUGGGAUCUUACUCUCUUCUCCUUUUCACAGGCAUUCGUUUGUAAGAUGUGUAUGAGUAAAAAGCAUGAGGAAGAUGUGUCCUGCAGAAA